AUGGAUGAUGAGACUACAGAAAAGCCACACAAUCACAACUUUGUCCUAUUCGGCGGAUUGCUUUGUUUGAUUUUAUUACUCCCAAUCGUUUAUCUCUUCUACAAACUUUUUGUGCUAUGGAGAAUGAAAAAGGAGAAAAUCAAGCGAAUGUUGAGAGAAAACGAUCGAAUCAAAGCUCUUCACCUAAAAGCGGCUACAAUUAGAGCUCUGACAAAGCAAAGUGUUUCAUCAACACCUGAAACUCGAAUGUCGACCAGUGCUUCCUCUCUGCCUCCUCGAUUGCACACAGCACCAGCAGCCGUACUUCCGGGUUUAAUCGAAACAUCGACCACUCAAACGAAAGGAGAAAAUCGACAAAAUGGAAUCUCUGAGCUCGAUCCAACAAAAAUCUCAAAAGCUCAAUGUGUUGAAAGAAAUCUGAUGGACAUUGGCCCUCUUCCACAGGAUAUUUCUGAUUUAGAGGAAGAGAUUGAAGAAAGAAGAAGAAAGCUUUUAAAAAUGCCU
Mesorhabditis belari is the source of this 504-nucleotide messenger RNA. NCBI's taxonomy places the organism in Eukaryota, Metazoa, Nematoda, Chromadorea, Rhabditida, Rhabditidae. The record is from the annotation of a GenBank genome assembly.